AUGGUUUUACUAGUCUUAACUGAACGCAUCAGGAUUGCCGUCUGCCAAGCUUUGCAAUCUCCAGAGUUCGACGAAUCGGCAAAGCAGAGGUUAAAGAAUUAUCUCAAAUCCAGUUCCUGCAUUCCUCUUGACCUCAUCAAGGAGGUGUCCAGGUUCAUGGUUCAUCAAGACGGAAAGCUAGGCAGAGAUGUUGGUAAUGAUUCGGCACUUUUUAUUUCUUCUUCAUUUGUCAUUAUCGCUGUCGUUCUUCCAAGUAGUUUGGGUCACAAUAACCACACUGAUUUCAUUCCCGUUUUCUCCCGGCAAAUACUUGUUCACGUCCCACGCCACAUAAAAGAUACACCUUCCUAUUGUUCUCUCUCUUAUCAAAUCUUUCCUUUUUCUCUUCUCCUAUUCGCCCAUUCGCUAUCUUACGGCUUUUCACGAUAUUGGUUGCAUGAACUACUUACCGGCAGUGGGGUGUACGUGGACCCCCGGAAAGAAAAGAUUAAGAGUCCCGAAUUAAUCGCUCGACUAGAAACGAUCCUUGCCGAACAGGCAAACAAAGAAUACGCCCGUAUGAUUGGACGUGUCGCUUCCUCCUACGAUGUUGAAACAUUCAAGAUCCUCGACACCGAAGAAUUCCAAAGCUUCCGGGGUCAACUCACCGCAAUAGUCAACAUCACGUUCACUGUGGUCGCCGUGUUUGCAGCUGUAUACCACGUCGCUCAGAACAUUACUGGCGACACAGGAAUGCGCGUGUUACUCGCACUCGCCGGAAGCACCAUCAUCGGCAUCGCCGAAACGUUUUUGUACAUGCGAUAUCUGGCCGGCUUCGACAAACCUGAGCAAAAGGAGCGUAAGGUCCCGCGCCGUAAAUCAACCUCCAACUUUCGCAAUAAGGUAUCCGCCACCCACCUCCCAAAGAAAACAAGAACGCUAUAA
Molecule: messenger RNA, 924 nt
Organism: Acaulospora morrowiae
Lineage: Eukaryota; Fungi; Glomeromycota; Glomeromycetes; Diversisporales; Acaulosporaceae
Source: the annotation of a GenBank genome assembly